AUGAGUCAAACAUCUCUGAAACAGAAAAAGAAGAAUGAGUCUGGAACAAAAUACUCAAGAGAGAGUCUAGAGUCAGAGAAAAGACGCGAGUCUGACAAAUCAGGAGUUCGUCUGAGAACUCAGAUGAGGCAUGCAGUCAAUCCGAGUCACUGGCUGAGAUGUUGCCCCAUGCGUGGUCACCUGGCGUGUAGACACUGCCUUAGUGCAGCUGAGGGAACAGUCCUUCUUGGCCCCUGCCGCACAAUACGUAUUUAUAUUCACAUGUGCCUGUUAUGGGAACAGGGCCAGCAGAUCACCAUGAUCAGGGGAUCACAGGAAUUAGCACUGCCAAAGACAGAUUCUCGAGGGUACCUUGUGCGAAACCAGUGGUCCGGAACUUCACGGAGUCCAUCUACCAGAGCCCCAUCAGCAGACGAGCCCAGAAGCAAGAGUGCCAGUCUUAAGGUGGAAGUCCCCACAAGCUCCACAACCUCCCAGACGUCAUCCACCUCCCAGAGCCAGCAAGAGUCCGCGCAGGAGCUGUCCACGCAGGUGUCCCCACCCACACCGCCCGUGCUGCACACACCCCCAGAGCCUCUGGACUCCAGUCCUCCCACGCCCCCCGAGCCCCAGCCCCAUUCCCAGCCCCAGUCCCUGCCCCAGUCCCUGCCCCAGUCCCAGUCCGCUUCCCGGCGCAGCACCAAGAUGCAGGACAACCAUGAAGCCUGGGCGCACGGCAUCAUGCGGGAGUUCCGGGACUCGCGGGACACGCGGGAGUCGCGGGACAUGCGGGACAUGCGGGAGUCGCGGGACGUGCGGGAGUCGCGGGAAUACCCGCGCACACCUCCCAGCGAAUGGAAGUCCUACGGCCAGCGCAGGACCACCUACUCCUCCCAGCUGGACCGCGACUGUAUUUCCGACCUGCCCCGGCAGCAGCGGGAGGAGGAGAACGACGACGAGGAAGCCUACUGGUCAUCCGUGAGGACACUGUAUGAGAAGAACCCCGGCUGUUCACGCCCCCGGCCGCCAAAACCCAAGCAUGCCAUCACCAUCGCCGUGUCAUCCCAGGCUCUCUUCAACAUGAUGGAUGGCAGGAAAAUCUAUGAGGAAGAGGGCCUGGAAAAGUACAUGGAGUAUCAGCUCACCAACGAGAACGUCAUCCUGACCCCUGGGCCCGCGUUCCGCUUUGUCAAGGCCCUGCAGCAUGUCAAUGCUAGACUCCGCGAUCUGUAUCCUGAUGAACAGGACUUAUUUGAUAUUGUACUGAUGACUAAUAACCAUGCCCAAGUGGGAGUGCGGCUUAUAAACAGCGUCAAUCACUAUGGCUUACUAAUUGACCGCUUCUGUCUGACUGGCGGAAAAAGCCCCAUUGGCUAUUUGAAGACAUAUCUUACCAACUUGUAUCUUUCUGCAGAUUCUGAAAAAGUACAAGAAGCAAUAAAAGAAGGGAUCGCCGCUGCAACAAUAUUUGAGGGAGCCAAAGACAUGUCUCACUGUGACACUCAGCUCCGUGUCGCUUUUGAUGGGGAUGCCGUGCUCUUCUCUGAGGAGUGUGAGCAUAUCACCAAGGAUCACGGGCUGGACAAAUACUUCCAACAUGGAACACUGCCAGACAAUAAGUCUCUUGCUCAGGGUCCCUUGAAAGCCCUUCUGGAAGAUUUGGGCAGACUGCAAAAGAAGUUUUACGCCAAAGACCAACGGUUAUGUUGCCCUAUCAGGACCUACCUGGUUACAGCCAGGAGUGCAGCGAGUUCAGGCGCUCGAGUGCUGAAAACCCUUCGCCGGUGGGGUCUAGAGAUAGAUGAAGCCCUUUUCCUUGCUGGAGCCCCCAAAGGUCCCAUCUUGGUGAAAAUACGGCCCCACAUCUUCUUUGAUGACCACAUGUUCCACAUUGAAGGGGCACAGAAAUUUGGCACCGUCACAGCUCAUGUACCUUAUGGCAUGAAUCAGAAAUUGAACAAUUAG
This is a messenger RNA of Pteronotus mesoamericanus, 1944 nucleotides long. RefSeq names its product 5'-nucleotidase, cytosolic IB (gene NT5C1B). The transcript has 11 exons. The record is from RefSeq and is a predicted model, not a curated record. The coding region runs from base 1 to 1944 and encodes 647 amino acids. Gene Ontology annotation, cellular component: cytosol; cytoplasm. Gene Ontology annotation, molecular function: magnesium ion binding; 5'-nucleotidase activity; nucleotide binding. NCBI's taxonomy places the organism in Eukaryota, Metazoa, Chordata, Mammalia, Chiroptera, Mormoopidae. Gene Ontology annotation, biological process: adenosine metabolic process; nucleotide metabolic process.